GCUAAUCAUCCUUCUGCCCUGUGUCCUGCUUGCCACCAUGGGCUGCGUUGGAGCUCAAAUCCACUGGGGCUCUCAGGGUGCUCCAGCACAACAAUCCCUGGCAGGGAACAUCUGGCUCCUGCAGCUGAGGCUGUUGUCUUCAGCCAUGAGAAACCUGCACCCACAUGUCCAGGAAAAGCAGCAAGUAAAAGAAAAUACAUGCUGAGCUGGAAAACACUGAGAGGGAAGAAGGUGAAAUAACCACAGCACAGCCUUGCAGGCAUUGCUCCCACACCAAAACCUGCCGCUGCUCCCAGCCGGCUGCGUUGCUAAGUGACAGCUGAUUCACCACAUCACUCACCAUCCAGCAGGCAGCAGGAAAGCCAGGGAAGAGCUACAGACAGGGCUGCCCAGACCUCAUCCUCACCAUGGCCAGGCAGUGUGUAACCUGCAUCUGGACAGCCGCACCGAGCCACAGACCGCGGCGGGGCCGGGCAGGGCCGCACCAUGACCGAGACCACCAAGACCCACGUUAUCCUGCUGGCCUGCGGCAGCUUCAACCCCAUCACCAAGGGGCACAUCCAGAUGUUCGAGCGAGCCCGGGAUUACCUGCACAAGACCGGACGCUUCAUCGUCAUUGGCGGCAUCGUCUCGCCCGUGCACGACUCCUAUGGGAAAACGGGGCUAGUCUCUAGCCGGCACCGCUUGACCAUGUGCCAGCUGGCCGUGCAGUCCUCCGACUGGAUCAGGGUGGACCCCUGGGAGUGCUACCAGGACACCUGGCAGACCACCUGCAGUGUGCUGGAGCACCACCGUGACCUGAUGAAGAGAGUGACUGGCUGCAUCCUCUCCAACGUCAACACACCCUCCAUCACCCCUGUGAUCGGCCAGCCCCAGAACGAGUCCUCGCAGAGCAUCUACCAGAACAACAACAGCGUCUCCAGCAAGCCCACCGCGGCAAAGAUCUUGGGGAAGGUGGGAGAAAGCCUGAGCCGGAUUUGCUGUGUUCGCCCGCCCAUGGAGCGCUUCACCUUUGUGGAUGAAAAUGCCAACCUGGGGACAGUGAUGAGAUAUGAGGAGAUUGAGCUUCGCAUCUUGCUGCUCUGUGGCAGUGACCUACUGGAGUCCUUCUGUAUUCCUGGCCUCUGGAAUGAGGCAGAUAUGGAGGUGAUCGUCGGGGAGUUUGGGAUCGUGGUGGUGCCCCGGGACGGAGCAGACCCCGAGCGGAUCAUGAACCACUCCUCCAUACUCCGCAAGUACAAAAACAACAUCCUGGUGGUGAAGGAUGACUCAAAUCACCCCAUGUCAGUUGUCAGCUCCACCAAAAGCAGACUGGCCCUGCAGCACGGGGAUGGACACGUCGUGGAUUACCUCUGCCAGCCAGUCAUUGACUACAUCCUCAAGAGCCAGCUCUACAUCAACGCCUCUGGCUAAGUGCCCGAGACCUUGCAGCGAGACAGCCCUCGUGUCCCGCCUGCCUACAGCUCUGCAUCACUCUUUUCUCUCUCUCAGUCCGUGUCUCCAUCUCUCUCCCCGUGCCAUGGCUUCCUGCCCAUGUCUGCCUCUCACCCCCAGCACCAACACUGUUGUGCAGCCAUGUCCAGGGAAUGGUUUGGUCUCUUUUUCUGGGGUACUGCCCUGCCCUGCGUGCAUGGGGAGGGAAGAGGGGCUGGUCAGGGAGCAACAUGCUCCAUGUGCUCCCAGCAUGUCCCUGGGAAAUGGUCCCCUCAGUCCAUCUUCCCAGCAUGCUCAGAGCAGGGGCUGCCUAUUCUGCAUCAUCUUACACAACCUACGCUCAAUAAAUCUGGGUGAUUUUUU
Vidua macroura (Pin-tailed whydah) is the source of this 1797-nucleotide messenger RNA. RefSeq names its product nicotinamide nucleotide adenylyltransferase 2 (gene NMNAT2). The transcript has 12 exons. Gene Ontology annotation, cellular component: Golgi apparatus. Gene Ontology annotation, molecular function: nicotinamide-nucleotide adenylyltransferase activity; nicotinate-nucleotide adenylyltransferase activity. Gene Ontology annotation, biological process: NAD+ biosynthetic process. The record is from RefSeq and is a predicted model, not a curated record. Bases 487 to 1413 code for a protein of 308 amino acids. Lineage: Eukaryota; Metazoa; Chordata; Aves; Passeriformes; Viduidae.